GAGCUGCACUCACUCGCCCCUCGCCCACUGCCUUACCGGGACCUGCCUGAGGAAUAACCAUGGACAAAAGUGAGCUGGUGCAGAAGGCUAAACUAGCCGAGCAGACAGAGCGUUAUGAUGAUAUGGCUGCUGCCAUGAAGGCUGUUACUGAACAGGGACAUGAGCUGUCCAAUGAAGAAAGGAAUCUACUGUCUGUUGCCUACAAGAAUGUGGUUGGUGCUCGUCGGUCUUCCUGGCGUGUCAUUUCCAGCAUUGAACAGAAGACAGAACAAAAUGAGAAGAAACAACAGAUAGGAAGAGAGUAUCGUGAGAAAAUUGAGACUGAACUGCAGGACAUUUGCAAUGAUGUUUUGGAACUGCUGGAUAAGUAUCUUAUUGCUAAUGCUACACAACCAGAAAGCAAGGUCUUCUAUUUGAAAAUGAAAGGAGAUUACUAUAGAUACCUUUCAGAGGUGGCAUCUGGUGACAACAAGCAAACAACAGUAGCAAAUUCCCAGCAAGCAUAUCAAGAGGCAUUUGAAAUCAGCAAGAAAGAGAUCCAACCAACUCAUCCUAUUCGACUUGGUUUGGCACUCAAUUUUUCUGUGUUCUACUAUGAGAUUCUAAACUCACCAGAGAAGGCCUGCAGUCUGGCAAAAGCAGCAUUUGAUGAAGCAAUAGCUGAACUGGACACAUUGAAUGAAGAAUCGUACAAAGAUAGCACUCCGAUUAUGCAGCUACAUAGAGAUAACUUUCCUCUAUGGACAUAAAAAAAAUUAAAAAUA
This is a messenger RNA of Anolis sagrei ordinatus, 764 nucleotides long. The record is from RefSeq and is a predicted model, not a curated record. Lineage: Eukaryota; Metazoa; Chordata; Lepidosauria; Squamata; Anolidae.